Aspergillus saccharolyticus JOP 1030-1 is the source of this 1767-nucleotide messenger RNA. RefSeq names its product homeobox transcription factor. The transcript has 3 exons. The record is from RefSeq and is a predicted model, not a curated record. Lineage: Eukaryota; Fungi; Ascomycota; Eurotiomycetes; Eurotiales; Aspergillaceae. Gene Ontology annotation, biological process: regulation of transcription by RNA polymerase II; cell differentiation. The coding region runs from base 1 to 1767 and encodes 588 amino acids. Gene Ontology annotation, molecular function: DNA-binding transcription factor activity, RNA polymerase II-specific; RNA polymerase II cis-regulatory region sequence-specific DNA binding.
AUGUCUGAUCUGGAACACGCAGCUGAGACAGCAUGCUCAUCGUCACCCUCCUCCGCUGCUCAAACUUGGGAUGCUACCCCCAUCAACUACGCCUUCCUGGUUCACUCUCAGAAAACAUUGACCCAAAACCUUCCGCCGCGGGUCGAUAACAAAUUGCUGGCACGGCAGAAGCGGCGCCGCACGAGCCCAGAAGAUCACGCCAUCCUCGAGGCAGAGUAUCAACGGAAUCCCAAGCCAGAUAAGACGGCCCGGGCUAGUAUAGUCAGCCGCGUCUCAUUGGGCGAGAAAGAAGUGCAGAUCUGGUUUCAAAACCGCCGGCAGAAUGACCGGCGAAAAUCCAAGCCUCUCCAACCUCACGAGCUUCUCGCGCCUCGAUCGACCGCGUCCGACGCGUCAAAACAUGCCGCAAGUGACGACAGCCUAUUAUCGGACAUGAUACCUUCUAGCAGCCCCGAACAGUCGGAAGAGAUUGGACAGGAAAAGGUCCCGUCAACACAGUCGUCGGUCAACUCCUGCGAGUCAGAUGAAGCUCAUGAGGACAAGGAUAGCUUAGAACAGCCGGCAUUCAGCUCCGAGACAAGUCUGGCUACGUCUGUGGCGCCAGAAGGUCCGCAACCGAUACCGAAUGAGGUGAACACGGAACCAGAGUCAAGUCAGAUACAAGAAGAUUCGACGCUAGACGAGUCGCAGCAGAACCUGGUGAAAAGGAAACGAUCGGUCACUGAAAUCCAGGGUGAGAAGCCAUUCGUGCAGGGUGCCUCGACACCUGGAACGUUCCAGGAUAUCAAGUCACCGCCCUCGCUGCGGAUUUCGCUGUCGGUCGAUGGAGAGGCGAUGGUCCGAAAAGAGGGCGAAUUGACACCAUCGCCUCCCAAAGGACGUAGCGCCCUUCGAAUUUCCAUGUCGUCCGACGGGAAAGCUGUUAUUAGAGCCGACGGCGAGCCUUCCCCAUCCCGAAAUCGUAUCUCCAUGUUCUCGACCAGGAAGCCUCAAUUGGCAGGACUCCGCAGAAGUAGCAGUGCGAUGGCUUUUAGUACCCCACGAGCUGGCAGCACAGAAGCGGAAAGGAUGUUUGGUAGAUCACGAGACCCCAGAAACUGGGAAGCCUUCUUUGAUACCGAUGCCCGAAGUGCCCUCUCGACUCCGAUGAGCUCACAAAGCGCGCCAGGUGCUGGCUCUCCUGGGCUUUUCCACUCCAGAGGCCAGCGUUCGUUAACCCGAAGCUUGUCAGCAAAACACACGACGCCCUUCCCAAUGAAAUCUACAGACUACCUCAAUACGCCAGUUCCAAAGCCGAACAGUGAGAAGAGACGGAAGAUAGCUCGCACAGUCUCGUCAUUGGGCCGGCUAGAGACUGAUAAUAGAAUAUCUGGUCUAGGCUCCAAUCUGAAGAGCUAUACGGAAGCGGCCAAAGAUGGAGACGUUGACUUGCAAUGUGGCGAUUCAGAUAAAGAAAACUGGAUCCCAGGGACGAGGGUCUCCCACAAUCGCCGGCGGGUCACAUCUUACCACAAUCCUCGGCGCUCCAUGCUGAAGGACACUAGCGGAAGAGACGGCAAAGUCCAUAAGAACUACAAUCCCGGCGGCAAAUAUCCACGGGGUUCUCAACAAUCGCAACACAGAGCAAACAUGUCCAUGGCCAAGGACGUGCCUGAAUUGGAUGCGGAAGUGUCGGCUUUCAUGAGUGGCGGUGGUGGCGCCAGUCAGGAGGAAGAUCUUGAUUGCAUCCAGGGACUAUUGUCCCUAAGCCAAGGCGCGUGGAGAUAG